AUGAUCCAUUUUCUUCCGUAUUCCAGACUAGCUGAUUGGAUUCAGAUGGGAAUUUUCGAUGGUUUGCCGAUUUCGCGGGAGAAAGCCCAUUUGAGGGAGGAACUUUCCAGAAUAGACGAGAGCUGGGCAGCUGCACGUUUUGAUUCUCUGCCUCAUGUUGUACAUAUUUUGACUUCAAAAGAUCGUGAAGGUGAAGUGCAACUCUUAAAGGAACAAAGUGAUAUCAUUGAGGAAGUUGUAGAUGAAGUAGUGCAUGCUUAUCAUGGUGGCUUUAACAAAGCAAUCCAAAAUUAUUCUCAGAUUUUACGAUUAUUUAGCGAAUCUACUCAAAGUAUAGCUGUUCUGAAGAAUGAUUUGGCUGAAGCAAAGAAACUCCUAGGUGCUCGAAAUAAGCAGUUACAUCAGUUGUGGUAUCGCUCCGUGACAUUGCGGCACAUUAUAUCUCUGCUCGAUCAACUUGAGGGCAUAGCUAAGGUUCCAGCUCGUAUUGAGAAGCUUAUAGCCGAGAAGCAGUUUUAUGCUGCAGUACAGUUGCACGUUCAAUCAACUCUUAUGCUGGAGAGAGAGGGCCUUCAGACGGUUGGUGCUCUUCAAGAUGUCAGAUCUGAGCUGUCAAAAUUGCGAGGAGUUCUCUUUUUUAAAGUUUUGGAAGAUAUGCAUGAUCAUCUUUAUAAUAAGGGGGAAUACAGCUCGGCUAUCUCUAGUAUAGAUGAAUUGGAUGAUACAUUGCCUACAACAACGGCUGUUGCAUUCUCUGUUAGUAACUCUCAGUCCCUCUCGAGAAGAACUAGGUUGCUUAAAGGCGAUAAUCACGCUAAUUCGUCUGACCUUGGAAAUGGAUCAUUCCGAGCUAGCUCUAUUGAUGGAAGUUCAUCGUUUGACGGUCACGACGAGGAUGGUGCUUCAGACUUACCAGAUGAUACAGUGUCAAAGGUCAAUGGUGGCGAUGGUGUUCCAAAGGAUGGCAAGAUUUUUUCUCGUCAGAUUCCGCCUUGGCUGUCAAAUUCCACUCCUGAUGAAUUUGUUGAAGCAAUGAGAAAGAGUGAUGCUCCUUCACAUGUUAAGUAUUUGCAGACUAUGGUUGAGUGCCUCUGCUUGCUUGGCAAAGUUGCUGCUGCUGGUACCAUAAUUUGUCAAAGGUUACGGCCUACAAUUCAUGAUAUCAUUACAACGAAAAUUAAAGCACUAGUAGAGCGUGUUAAUUCCUCAAGGCCUUCUAUUGGGCACUCUGCCCAAAAUGGAAUGACAGCUUUUAACAUAAAGGGACAGUUGGAGAAUUUUCAGAUACUAAAACAGAAAAAACAUCAAACUGGGGUCUCUUUGGCUGGAGCUUUAUUAGCUGUCAGUCCCGUAUCUGCUGUAAUGUCUCCUACUGGAACAGCUCAGGCUGCUGCUAGAGAACUUCUUGAUUCAGUUUUGGAAACUGUUACUCGGAUAUUCGAGAACCAUGUUAUUGUUGGAGAACUUCUUGAAUCAAAAUCCGCCCAGCAAGUUGACUUGAAUACACCAAAGGCCAUAGUAGCUGAAAUAAACUGGAACCCUGAUUCUGAGUCAUCGCAUGACACGGGGGGCUACAGCAUUGGCUUUUCAUUGACAGUUCUACAGAGUGAAUGCCAACAACUCAUAUGUGAAAUCCUACGAGCUACUCCUGAAGCUGCUUCUGCUGAUGCUGCUGUCCAAACUGCCAGACUUGCAAGCAAGGUCCCAUCAAAAGAUAAGAGGGAUGGAUCAGAAGAUGGUCUUACCUUUGCGUUUCGCUUCACAGAGGCUACACUAUCUGUUCCAAACCAGGGGGUUGAUCUUAUUCGCCAAGGAUGGGGUAGGAGAGGUCCUAAUGUACUUCAAGAAGGAUAUGGUACUGCAGCUAUAUUACCUGAGCAGGGACUAUAUUUAGCAGCCUCAGUGUAUCGGCCUGUUUUGCAGUUCACGGAUAAAGUAGCUUCCUUGCUCCCUGAAAAGUAUUCUCAACUUGGGAAUGAUGGGCUGCUAGCUUUUGUGGAGAACUUUGUAAAGGAUCACUUUUUGCCAACUAUGUUUGUUGAUUAUCGGAAAGGCGUACAGCAAGCAAUAUCAAGUCCAGCCGCAUUCCGUCCAAGAGCACAAGCAGCUGCUUCUUACACACCAUCUGUUGAGAAGGGACGUCCAGUCUUACAAGGACUCCUGGCUAUUGAUUCCUUAGCAAAAGAGGUUUUUGGUUGGGCUCAAGCAAUGCCUAAAUUUGCUGGUGAUCUCAUGAAUUAUGUCCAAACUUUUCUUGAACGCACAUAUGAAAGAUGUCGGACUUCUUAUAUGGAGGCUGUUCUUGAGAAGCAAAGUUAUAUGCUCAUUGGGAGGCACGAUAUAGAAAAUCUGAUGCGUCUUGAUCCAGCCAGUGCAUGUUUGCCGAAUUCACUUGGUCAGACUAAUAUCGACAAAAAUACUUCAGAUGCUGAAGUACUGGAAGUUGAAAAGGAAAUGAGCGAGUUAUUGUUAAAGUUGCAACCAAUCAAGCAGGAAAACUUGAUUCGUGAUGAAAACAAGCUUAUUCUGUUGGCGUCUUUGAGUGAUUCACUAGAAUAUGUUGCAGACUCUAUAGAAAGGCUAGGGAAGACUUCUGCGAAAGUGUAUAAUCAAGUAGAAGAGAACCAAAAUCUGAACGCUCCUGGUCAUAGUAGAACAAGAAGUUCUUCGCCAAAGGAUCUAGCAUCAUUUGCUGAGGAGUACAGGAAACUAGCAAUUGAUUGCAUUAAAGUUCUGCAUAUAGAGAUGCUUCUGCAGACUAUUUUCCACAUGCAGGAAAUGACUAGCAGACAAUAUUUGGAUGACCAAGAUGCAGAAGAACCAGAUGAUUUCAUCAUAUCUCUAACAUCUCAGAUAACUCGCCGAGAUGAAGAAAUGGCUCCUUUCAUUACUGAAUUAAAGCGUAGGUAUAUAUUUGGCGGGAUAUGUGGGGUUGCAGCACAUGCAUUUGUCAAGGCUUUGGCUGGUAUGAGUUCUAUCAACCUUUUCGGGGUUCAGCAGAUAUGUCGCAACUCUAUUGCAUUGGAACAGGCUCUUGCUGCAAUCCCUUCAAUUGACAGUGAGGCGGUGCGGUUGAGGCUAGAUCGUGUGAGAACAUAUUAUGAACUUCUGAACUUGCCGUUUGAGGCCUUGUUAGCUUUCAUCACGGAUCAUGAGCACCUGUUUAGCAAUGUGGAGUAUGGGAAUCUUUUGAAGAUUCAGGUCCCUGGGAGGGAUAUUCCGGCUGAUGCUCAAGAACGUGUUUCGUUGAUUUUAUUACACUAA
This is a messenger RNA of Oldenlandia corymbosa var. corymbosa, 3264 nucleotides long. Lineage: Eukaryota; Viridiplantae; Streptophyta; Magnoliopsida; Gentianales; Rubiaceae. The record is from the annotation of a GenBank genome assembly.